CAUGAGUGUAGCUAUCGUGAUAUUGAAAAGAGUAAAAGUGAGAUCGCAAAGAAAUGCAGAAAAACUUUACGUUCAUCGAAGUCUCAUGAUAUCACUUAUCCUGGCAAACAUGGUUUACAUGGCUGAUGUUUUCUUYACUAAAAGGAAUGAAUAUCGAAUUCUUUGUACUGUGUUAGUAGUAGUACAGCACUACUUUCACACAGCUGUCUUCUCAUGGAUGCUGUGUGAGGGACUUCACCUGUAUUUCAUGCUUGUCAAAGUCCUUGUUGUAACAAAGCUAUAUUUGAUACAUUCUAUCAUUGGAUGGGGACUUCCAGUGGUCGUUCUCGUUUUCACGGCUGCCAUUCAACCAUCUACCUACAACAUGAGUACGAAACACGAGGUCUACCAAUGUGGUACUCAGGAGAUUGAAAUCAUCGUGGAACGAAACUUCUGUUGGCUGAAUGGUGGUUUCUGGAUCUACAAUGGACCAAUACUCGGCAUUUUAUUGGUAAACUUUGCACUAUUUUUGGUGUUCUUGAAUAUUGCAUACGGAAAGCUGUCUCAACGAUUUGCUGACAAUAAACUGAAGAAAGCAAGAAAAUGCAUCAAGUGCGUUGCCGCUCUUCUCCCUCUGCUGGGUUUGGUGUGGCUUUUCGGGUACACAGUAAACUUACACUGGAUUCUUGCUUACAUCUUCAUCAUCAUCAACUCUUCACAGGGAAUCAUGAUCGCAAUAUUUCAUUGUUUGCUAGACGAUAAGGUGAAAGCAACCUUGAAGUCAAACCAUAAAGGGAGAAAGUGUAUCAAAAACGAAGAGAUGGUGGUGCAAGGUUAG
Molecule: messenger RNA, 817 nt
Organism: Exaiptasia diaphana
Lineage: Eukaryota; Metazoa; Cnidaria; Anthozoa; Actiniaria; Aiptasiidae
Product: adhesion G-protein coupled receptor D1
Exons: 9
Coding region: 2-817 (271 amino acids)
Biological process (GO): adenylate cyclase-activating G protein-coupled receptor signaling pathway; cell surface receptor signaling pathway
Cellular component (GO): membrane
Molecular function (GO): G protein-coupled receptor activity
Source: RefSeq, a predicted model, not a curated record